Messenger RNA from Salvelinus fontinalis (brook trout), 4580 nucleotides. RefSeq names its product ABC transporter G family member 23-like. The record is from RefSeq and is a predicted model, not a curated record. NCBI's taxonomy places the organism in Eukaryota, Metazoa, Chordata, Actinopteri, Salmoniformes, Salmonidae. Bases 3885 to 4580 code for a protein of 231 amino acids. Gene Ontology annotation, molecular function: ATP binding; ATP hydrolysis activity. The transcript has 7 exons.
UUUAAUUUCCUACAAAGAACCUUCACCUAAUUAAACUGUACCCCCAUAAAGUGGGGGCACUUCUCUCAUUCGAUUCUAAUCUUGAAUGGAGAUAUUUUGUAUAGCUUCGUUCCUAGACUAAUUAAAGAGGCCUGGUAUGUGGUAGGAGCCUAGGAUAGAACAUGUAACCAUUUUGGGAUGAUAAUGAUAAUGAACAAAAUGUGGCGCUAAAGAAACAACCUAUUUGAUAUGUAAAUCUAGGCUAUAAGAGUACAGCUUCCUUUGUUCUUGAAAAUGUAACCUUUAUUUAACUAGGCAAGCCAGUUGAAGAACAAAUUAUUAUUUACAAUGACGGCCUACACCGGCUAAACCCGGACGACGCUGGGCCAAUUGUGCGCCGCCCCAUGGGACUCCCAAUCACAGCCGGUUGUGAUACAGCCUGGAUUCAAACCAAGGUGUCUGUAGUGACACCUCAAGCACUGAGAUGCAGUGCCUUAGACCACUGCGCCACUCGGGAGGCCAACGGGCUUUUUGAUUCAUGUUUUUGAUUCAUUCAUUCAAGUUCAUUGAGAAAUAUCCUACUUUGUUGGACACCAUUGAGCUAUAAAUAGCAUGUUUCCGCUCAAUAAUUAUAUAGAACAUUAUUUGCCUAUGCAAAUCAGGCGGGCAUGUUUAAAUUGUCAGAGGGCGUCCUUCUGUGGCAGUUCACGGUACUACAAAUACAAAUCCUCUACUCUAGGCCUGCUCUAUUCUAUUCUGCAGUUCCCUCAUCCAGAAACAAGGGCUCAUUGGGGUUCUAUAUAGAACCUAUUGGUUCUGUAUAGAACCAUUUCUUAUAAGAGUGUAGCCAACAUGUUGUACACAGCGAUUGGAUGACAAGAUGUUUUGUGGGUCUCAAGCUUUCUGUCUUCUCACCCUGUUAGUGACUUCCUCAGUCAGAGCAGCCUACAUGAUUGGAUAAUAGGGAACCAUCAUUCAGUGUUGGGGCUGUGUGUAGCCCUGCAUGAGGAUAUAGAGGAGAUGAAAAGGUUGGGACUGAAUUGGCCACUGAAAAGCUUCUGGUGUCUACUUUUAUUUAUUUAUUUUUAUUUCACCUUUAUUUAACCAGGUAGGCUAGUUGAGAACAAGUUCUCAUUUACAACUGUGACUUGGAGACCUGGACCUACUACCGUUAUGCCCUUGAGCAAGGCACUUAUUCUGUAACACAGGAUGACUCUCAAAAGACAGCAAGGCACAUCUCUGACAUUCUGUCCAUUGCAGCACCUGUCUCUGAAGUUAUGCUGGCCCAGGACAUAUCUCCUACCAUCCUCCUCUCUUCAAGUCAUGGGGACUAGCCCAAGACAUAUCAUCUCUUAUCCUCCUCUCUUCAAGUCAUGGGGGCUAGCCCAGGACAUAUCUUCAACCAUCCUCCUCUCUUCAAGUCAUGGGGACUAGCCCAGGACAUAUCUCUUACCAUCCUCCUCCAAGUCAUGGGGGCUAGCCCAGGACAUAUCUUCAACCAUCCUCCUCUCUUCAAGUCAUGGGGGCUAGCCCAGGACAUAUCUCCUACCAUCCUCCUCUCUUCAAGUCAUGGGGACUAGCCCAGGACAUAUCCCCUACCAUCCUCCUAUCUUCAAGUCAUGGGGACUAGCCCAGGACAUAUCUUCAGCCAUCCUCCUCUCUUCCCUGGUCUUGUCUAUUCUCUUCAUCUCUCUCGUUCCCUUCUUUCCAUCUUCUCAACCCCCCCAAACGCACACACGUCGACAGAUCUCCCAACAAGCCAAAACGGGGACCCGAACCAGCUCCCACCACGGCUAAGGAUUGUAUCCAGGCACUCCGCGUUGCGUCGUGCUUAAGAACAGCCCUUAGCCGUGUUAUAUUGGCCAUAUACCACAACCCCUCGGUCCUUAUUGCUUAAUUGUCCUCUUGGGACAAUCCCAUACACCAGAGGUUUCCUCAGGAAGGUAGGAGAGGUCAAUUUGGGAAUAAUUCUAUGGAAUAGUGUAUAUCCUAGGGUUGGAAUAUUCCGCUAACUUUCCCAAAAUUCCCAGGUUUCCCAGAAAUCCCGGUUGGAAGAUUCCUGAAAUCAGGAGGGAAUACACAGGAAAUCUAGGAAUCCUCCAACCAGGGUGUCUUGAAAACCUGGGAACGUAUCAGCGCAACACAAGCUCCAAAGAAAAUGGCGUCCCUCGCCGUAACUGCAACGGGAUAGGGCCUAUCUAUUUUUUUUGGGGGGGGGGAAUUUUGUUUUAGAUAGAAACAAUAUAGGUUAUAUAUAUAUAUAUAUAUAUAUAUAUAUAUAUAUAUAUAUAUAUAUAUAUAUUUUGCUAAGAUGGCAUCCUGCAGCCACACAUAGACCUAAACUACAGAAACUAAUGCAGCCACACAUAGACCUAAACUACAGAAACUAAUGCAGCCACACAUAGACCUAAACUACAGAAACUAAUGCAGCCACACAGACUUAAACUAGGGAAACUAAUGCAAAAAGCCAAGAUGGUCCCGCCUGGUACGGAAACUGCUCCGCCCACAACCGCAAGGCUCUCCAGCAGGUAGUGAGGUCUGCACAACGCAUCACCGGGGGCAAACUACCUGCCCUCCAGGACACCUACACCACCCGAUGUCACAGGAAGGCCAAAAAGAUAAUCAAGGACAACAACCACCCGAGCCACUGCCUGUUCACCCCGCUAUCAUCCAGAAGGCGAUGUCAGUACAGGUGCAUCAAAGCUGGAACCGAGAGACUGAAAAACAGCUUCUAUCUCAAGGCCAUCAAACUGUUAAACAGCCACCACUAACAUUGAGUGGCUGCUGCCAACAUACUGACUCAACUCCAGCUCACUUUAAUAAUUUGAUGUAAUAAAUGUAUCACUAGUCACUUUAAAAAAUGUCACUUUAUAUAAUGUUUACAUACCUUAUAUUACUCAUCUCAUAUGUAUAUACUGUAAUGUAUAUACUGUACUCUAUACCAUCUACUGCAUCUUGCCUAUGCCGCACGGCCAUCUCUCAUCCAUAUAUUUAUAUGUACAUUUUCUUGAUCAUUCCUUUACACUUGUGUGUAUAAGGUAGUUGUUGUGAAAUUGUUAGAUUACUUGUUAGAUAUUACUGCAUGGUCGGAACUAGAAGCACAAGCAUUUCUCUACACUCGCAGUGACAUCUGCUAACCAGGUGUAUGUGACCAAUAACAUCUGCUAACCAGGUGUAGGUGACCAUUAACAUCUGUUAACCAGGUGUAUGUGACCAAUAACAUCUGCUAACCAGGUGUAGGUGACCAUUAACAUCUGCUAACCAUGUGUAUGUGACCAAUAACAUCUGCUAACCAGGUGUAGGUGACCAAUAACAUCUGCUAAACAGGUGUAUGUGACCAAUAACAUCUGCUAACCAGGUGUAGGUGACCAAUAACAUUUGAUUUGAAGUGUCUAUUGUUGUUUUUAUUUAUUUGUAGGGGUUGCUACAUUUUUUGUUUGGGCAAAUCAAAUAAGAAAUUUUUAACUGGAAAUUACAAACUUUAGAAGCCUUUUUGUACCUUGAAUACACUACAAGUUUCCAUUUCCUGCUGUGCAGGACAAUUCUCUGCAACAAAAGUGAUCCAUUUAAGAUCUUACAUCUGUAGCUACUUCUGUUAAGUAAUUUAGUAGUAGGUUAACAGGUGCGUUCAUUCCGGAGCAAGAGGCCUGCAUGCGUUCAGUCUGAAUAAUGCCUCUUCUCCCUUCUCAAGAACCAACCUGUUUUACCACUUUGAAAUAGGCCCAACUACACCCUGAUGACAUGGAGCUGUCAGCUGAUCUUCACACAAUGUUUAGUUCUGUUGGUUCAUGUCUUCACGCAGUAGGCUAGGCACACUCACACUCAUUGCUACAGUGCUAUAGGCUAUGUUGUUGCUCUCCAUCUUCUAGACUUCGGCUCCUUCUUGUGUAAGGGAACGUUUUCAGAUGACGGAAGGAAGGAUGAAGGCAGACCAGGAUGCUCCUCCCCCCUCCCCCGGAUUGGAGGGUUUAGCGAUCCGGUGUCGGGAAGUGUGUCGGUCGUACGGGAAACUCAAAGUCCUGAGUAACCUCAACUUGACCGUGUCACAGGGACACAUCUACGGCCUGCUGGGUCCGAGUGGAUGUGGGAAGACCACGCUGUUGAAAUGCAUUCUGGGAACACUGAAGAUCUCCCGAGGGCACAUCAGCGUGUUGGGGAAGCCGCCCGCAUUUCCUGGACACCAGGUCCCUGGGAGGAUGGUGGGGUACAUGCCACAGGACCUGGCGUUGUACAAUGAGUUUUCUAUCAGUGACACUCUGACGUUCUUUGGACGGAUCCACGGCCUGUCAGCUACGGACACCCAGGCACGCAUGGACUUCCUGGUGGACUUCCUGGACCUACCUCACAACAGCAGCCUGGUUGGAAAACUCAGCGGAGGGCAGAAACGGAGGGUGUCUCUAGGAGCAGCCUUACUUCAGAACCCCCAGUUAUUGAUUCUGGAUGAACCCACAGUCGGGGUGGACCCUGUGCUGAGAGCCAAGAUCUGGCAGCAUCUAGUAGAGAUUGUGAAAACUGGAAAAGUAUCAGUCGUCAUCACCACUCACUACAUCGAGGAGGCCAGGCAAGCCAAUGUGUCAUCUUUGCACGACGUCCACGCCUAG